Messenger RNA from Chiloscyllium plagiosum (whitespotted bambooshark), 2528 nucleotides. It is a transcript of the gene mfrp, whose product is annotated as membrane frizzled-related protein. Lineage: Eukaryota; Metazoa; Chordata; Chondrichthyes; Orectolobiformes; Hemiscylliidae. Gene Ontology annotation, molecular function: protein binding. The record is from RefSeq and is a predicted model, not a curated record.
GUUCAGGAGUAAUUUACACACUGAACUUCAAACAUGAGAAUCUUCCUAUCAUUAGCUAGAAUCUUUUAGUUUUUAUCAUUAAAUGUGUUGAAUUGUCGUCUUUGAACUGAUGCCAGCUAAGGAGCACCUGAUCCAGGAUUUUAAACUGCAUGAGAACCUUCUUGCUAGGAAAUGCAACCAAUUUUCAGUAAAAUUCUUUAGAUGAUUUUUGUCAUCAGUGUGGGGUUUCUUCAAAUGAUGGAGAAAAUGGAGUUCACAGAAAUCAUCUUGGAAGACCACAGGAGAGAGGAGAGUAAGAUUGAUUUUGUUAACCCAGCCUACCAGCCUGACAAUGCAAUACAGUCUGCAGAACAAGAGGAUCAAGAGACUGGGAAAUACGUGAAAGCUAAUUCACUGACCAGAUCAGUGAAUGAUUCCUGGGAAACACUUGGUGGGAAAACUGGCACAUGCUCAAGUUUGGUCUGGCUGUUUGUCAUAGGGACUGUAAUUGUGACCGUCCUGGCUAUCGGAGGGAGUUUGAUCACCUUCAGUGUCCAAUAUAUUAUGCAGGAAUCAUCAGAGAAUCAGUCUGGGGAAAUGAUCACUCCCCAAAAUGAUGGUAACCAGCCCUUCAUCAGCCUCUUUACAGUCUCUUCCAUUGGUACUACUACCAGCUCCAAGAAUGUGAUCCUGGAACUUCCUGGUGUUUCAGCAGUUACUGCAGCAUCCCAGAUCUUUACACCAUCACCAUUGUGUGGUGAGAUUUUUCAAACUCCUGAGGGUUCAUUUUCCAGCCCCCGUUAUCCAGCACAAUAUCCGGCAAAUCUGGUCUGUGUUUGGUACAUUGUGGCGGAACCGGGCUACGUGAUCAGGUUUAAGGUCAACUCGAUAAAUAUAGAAGGAAAGACACCGUGUCAUUUUGACUGGCUUGAUCUCCAUGAGGAGACAGAGAAUGGACUUCACUCUCACCAGAUAGCAAGGUUAUGUGGAAAUGUUGUACCUCCCACUGUCAAUACCAACACGAGUCGGCUUAAAGUUUCUUUUGUGUCAGAUGCAAGUGUUGCUGGACAUGGUUUCACAGCACGAUACUGGAUAAUUGCAUCAAGUGACAAGAGCUGUGCCUGGGAUGAGUUUCUGUGCGAUGAUGGUCGUUGUCUUUUCACCAACUUUAACUGCAACAACUUUUAUGAUUGUUUGGACAAGACUGAUGAACUGAAUUGUGCUGAUCAUCAACAUGAUUGUGGUGGGAUUCUGACUGCUCUGGAAGGAUCUCUGGUUACUCCGAAACACCCUGAGCUGUAUCCACACAAACAAGUGUGUGUGUGGCACAUAUCAGUUCCUCAGGGUCAUGUCAUUCAGUUGCUAUUCCACAACUUCAGCCUGGAGCCUGCAGCUGACUGUCGCUAUGACUUUGUGGAGGUACAUGACCAGAUUAACAGCAGUCCCAGCCGUCUCAUGGGCAGAUAUUGUGGGCAUUCACUCCCUCCAGUUCUGACAUCCACCCGACACGAGAUGCUGGUGCUUUUUGUGGCUGAUGCGGAAGAAUCAGAGGUGGGAUUCUUUGCCACCUACCAAUCAAUAAACAAGAGUGAGGCAACAUGCAGCCCUCAGGAAUUCAGAUGUAUAGAUGGACAGUGUCAAGCAGUGCAGUGGGUGUGUGAUGGCUGGAAUGACUGCUCAGAUGGGAGCGAUGAGAUGAACUGCAGUGAUAUUACCCAUCUCCCUUAUGAAGCUAAUUGUGAGAAGAUUGAGGUGGCGAUGUGUCAAGGCCUCAGUUAUAAUGAGACUUCAUUCCCCAAUAUUUGGCUUGGAAUUGCAGAUCAGAGGAGUGCUAUUUCUACCCUGAAGGACUACAAGCUUCUGACUGAGCUGGUGUGCUAUGAGACCCUACGUCUACUGACCUGCAGCAUCAUUGUGCCUAAAUGUACACAGGAUGGUGGAGUGAUGCCACCGUGCCAGUCCCUCUGCCAAUCUGCUGAGAAACAGUGUCAACAUUCACUCGAGUCUCUGGGCAUAAUGUGGCCUUUCAACUGUAACAUUUUCCCGGACUCUGAUGAUCCAAUUGAAUGCGUGAGAGCAUAGAGAUAACCCACCAUUCCCAUCCAGACCUGUAACUACUGUUCAUCUUACUCUGCAGGCACAAAUCUUAAUAAAACAUUAAUUACGUAUUUCUUGUAAAAGUGAAGUUUUUGUAUAUGUUCAACAAGACCAAAAAUAUGAUGAUGGAAUUAACACUUAAGGACAGAUCAUGAUUGCCAAGUGGCCUAGCACCUGCAGAUAAAUUGAUGCAAUUUUAAAAUGUCACAGCCACCACCCCCCUCCCACACCCCCCAUCCAGAAACACACAAGAGAGUUCUUGGAAACCUGGUUCACAACAGACACAGAGAUAGACGCAGUGUACAAACCGCUGCAGAGAAGACCCAGAAGUGAUACUCACCUCAACAGACCGGACCAUGUAAAAACCACACGGGGCAGAACAACAGCGCUCCACGGAGCCGCACUGAUGAUGUUACCCAGUAUGGAAAUGAAAUGUCUGUAUGAUAACACAG